CCUACUACCCAAGGUGGGAGGACUUCGGAGGAGGGUACAGUAUUGACUCCCUCUACUUAAAUAAGAGAUUGCACAUAGAAGUAGAGAGUAUGGGGGACUGAACUGCAUUCAAUAACCCAACAUCACGGAGGGAAUUCCCUGACAAGAACGCACUAAACGCGAUUGGAGUGAAUGGGAUAAUACACCGCCAAUGGGUAGAGUGUCGGUAUAUCGCGUUCUUGGACCUCAGUGAUAAACAGAUGUCGGUUUUCUCUUCGCCAUUCAGAACCUUGGUUCGGUGACUCACUCUUCGUUAGUUAAUUUGCUGGAUCUCGUUGCCUGCCCGGUGAGGAGAGGAGUAACCUACAUAAUGAAGUUCAAGCCGAACCAGACCAGGACUUAUGAUGGCGAGGGCUUCAAGAAGCGAGCGGCAUGCUUGUGCUUCAAGAACGAAGGUGAAGAAGAGGUGUUGCUGGUGAGUAGCAGUCGGCACCCGGACCAGUGGAUCGUCCCAGGUGGAGGGAUGGAGCCGGAGGAGGAGCCCUGUGGCGCAGCAGUCAGAGAGGUGUUUGAAGAGGCUGGAGUGAAAGGCAAGUUGGGACGUCUGCUAGGUGUGUUCGAGCAGAACCAAGACCGAAAGCACCGAACGUAUGUUUACGUAUUGACUGUGACGGAGACAUUGGAAGCAUGGGAGGACUCGGUCAACAUAGGUCGUAAACGGGAGUGGUUCACGGUGGACGAGGCCAUCAAAGUCCUGCAGCACCACAAGCCGGACCACGCUGAGUACCUGAAGCGGCUUAAUCUCAGCUGCUCCCCAACUAACGGGAACUCCCUGCUCCCCAGCCCGCCCCCUAAUGACAACUUCCCCCGUUACGGCCCCCCCACCACGGGAUCUGUUCUGGGCCCCUCGCGCAGAUAGGACUGGCCCCUUCCCACGCCCAUGAACUAUCUUCUACCUGUACAGAUACACUGAAAACGGACAUUUUGCAUGAAUAUACGAAUCCUCAGAGUCACGACUCACGCGACAUGUAUGUAAAUGACUGUAUACUUGGACAAACCAAAGCCAUACUUGGAACUGUCUGGAUGAUUCAGUUAAGGAAUGCCUUUCAGUAACUUCUUUAAGAAUGUUCUAUUGGGGUCAAUUGUAUUAUUAUUUUCUUCCAUAAUUAAGUAAAUCACACAACAUGGCUGCCACAGAAAAGGGGUCAUUGGCUGACAAUAGGAUGGAAAAUGGUGGUGUCACUGGACCUCGGGAGCUGGCACAAUAUUGACAACAAAGAGAUGCUACCUCAGUUGGACGAGCACUGGAAGGACCGUCUUAGCACGGUGUCGGAUUCCCUUUGGCUGGUGUUUAACCUAUACUAACAAACUACAGCUCAAAAAUAUGACUGUUUAUCUACUUCAAGUAGGACCAUAAAGUGUGGACAGAAGACAAGGGCUCACUAUUAUCCCUCCCCCUUCACCUCAGUAAUUGGUGCCCUUCUUCAAGUAGUUGUAAAAACAACAAACAUUUUUAUUUUAUUUUAUUUUAUACGGAGCAUUUCACAUUUAAUUGCCUUUAAUUGUGUUGCAUUGAUUGUCAUCAUCUAUCAUCAUCAUGAAUAACACUAAUUUUAUAAAUUCAUUUAAUUAUUAACCCCGCCCCAUAUAUGAUCACUUCAAUCUUCAAAAGAGUCUCUUUACAAGUUGAAGGCAGACCCUCUUUAAAAUAAUAAUAUCUAUAUUUCAUUAAAUUGCCACAAAUGAUGUCUCCUCAAUGCUGAGAUAAUGUACCUUAAUCCACACUUGUGCAUCUUGUCUGACCACUGAAUGAGGAUUGAACCCCCCACACAGGGGAUCUGUAAAUACUUUGCUGCAGAGAAGUGUAGAGUUAUUUGUCUGGUUAACAGAAAUGCAACCAUAUUAACUUUUCUCCUCUCCAUCUUUUAGAUUGUUUUUCUAAUGAUGUAAAAAUAUAUAUACUGUAUAUAUAAAAUUGUUGUAAGUGUGUGUUUCAUGGAGAAAUGCUGUGCCAUGUAGUGAAGGUCUGACAGUAAAAAUGUUCCUCCUUUCAGUUCCACUUAAGAACAGAGAUGAGAUGACAUGGAACAACGAAUAGGAAAGUUGUCUGAAAGAGAAAGGGAGUGGAUGGAAAUUGGUGCUUUCGUUGUUGGAUUUAUGGUGGAACGGCAAUGGUGGUUAGGCUGAACCUGGAAAUGUUCUUACGAUGGACAUGGAUGUGAGAUAUUGUAGUUGAGAACACACUUGUAAAUUGUACUGCUUUACUGGAGAUUACACAAGCAUAAAAGUGGUUUCACUUUUUAAUCUUAUUACUCAACCACUAUCUCACCCAGACUCCCAGCAUUAAC
Coregonus clupeaformis (lake whitefish) is the source of this 2327-nucleotide messenger RNA. RefSeq names its product diphosphoinositol polyphosphate phosphohydrolase 3-beta-like. Gene Ontology annotation, molecular function: bis(5'-adenosyl)-hexaphosphatase activity; diphosphoinositol-polyphosphate diphosphatase activity; bis(5'-adenosyl)-pentaphosphatase activity. Gene Ontology annotation, cellular component: cytoplasm; nucleus. The transcript has 5 exons. Gene Ontology annotation, biological process: diphosphoinositol polyphosphate metabolic process; diadenosine pentaphosphate catabolic process; diadenosine hexaphosphate catabolic process. The coding region runs from base 350 to 898 and encodes 182 amino acids. The record is from RefSeq and is a predicted model, not a curated record. NCBI's taxonomy places the organism in Eukaryota, Metazoa, Chordata, Actinopteri, Salmoniformes, Salmonidae.